Messenger RNA from Aspergillus nomiae NRRL 13137, 3360 nucleotides. RefSeq lists its product as uncharacterized. Gene Ontology annotation, molecular function: iron ion transmembrane transporter activity; zinc ion binding; DNA-binding transcription factor activity, RNA polymerase II-specific. The record is from RefSeq and is a predicted model, not a curated record. Gene Ontology annotation, cellular component: membrane. The transcript has 8 exons. Gene Ontology annotation, biological process: iron ion transmembrane transport; regulation of DNA-templated transcription. Lineage: Eukaryota; Fungi; Ascomycota; Eurotiomycetes; Eurotiales; Aspergillaceae. Bases 1 to 3360 code for a protein of 1119 amino acids.
AUGUCUCGCGGGGACUCCACGGAUGAGGCGGAGCCGUUCCUGGCACCGUCACCUUCAUCAGAGUCUAUCGAGACUCCAAUACGUGCGUCAAAACCAGUACUCGUCAGACUAUACAUCUCGCACAGCCUGUCGACAUGGAACUCGCGCAUGUUUGAGUUCGGAGCGGUCCUGUUCCUGGCCUCGAUCUUCCCAGGCACUUUGUUGUACGCUUCCAUCUAUGCACUGGUGCGCUCUUUGUCUGCAGUACUAUUAUCGUCCUGGUUGGGCUCGAUAGUAGAUCGGUCGAACCGCUUGAAGGUGAUCCGACAAUCUAUUAGGUCGCCCUAUAUCUCUCCGCUCUUGUUCGCCGUGGUCACUCUGCUUGCGUGCUUUGAAAAACUGGCCUAUACAGCCAACACCGUGGCGGUAGAAAGAGACUGGGCAAUCGUUGUAUCAGAUGCAUUACAAAUCCCAAGGCAAGACUUGAAUGCCUCCAUGAGACGGAUAGAUCUCGUCUGCAAGCUUCUCGCUCCUGUAGUUAUCUCUUUAAUAGAUAGCUUUUCUACCCGGGCUGCGAUAUGGACAACCUUGGGCGUGAAUGCUUCAUGCGUCUUGGUGGAAUAUUUUGCAAUAGCGCAGGUAUAUCAAUCAGUGCCAGAACUGGAGCGAACUCAAGAAACCGAUGUAAAUCAAAAUGGAGAAGAAGCAACGUCCGAAGAUCAGAUUCCUCAACGCCGCAUAGCUCACAGCAUGGUCCAGUACACUAGAGGUGUCGUUGCACCAUGGCGGGAAUAUGUCUCCAGUCCUCUCUUUCUGGCGUCAUUCGCCCUGAGCUUACUUUAUCUCACUGUCCUUUCGUUUGGAACGACGAUGGUGACCUAUUUACUUCAUACCGGCUUCAAUUCUCUACAAGUCAGUGGAAUGAGGAUUGGUGCUGUGAUCGCAGAACUGUCGGGGACAUGGGCCGCCCCGUUCAUCAUGAAUAAAAUCGGGCCCAUUCGGUCCGGGCUGUGGUUCCUGAACUGGCAAUUUGGCUGCUUAGCCGCUGCAGUUGCUGCUUUUGCCUUCCUCAACAACAGCUCUCAGCUUGUUGCGGUGAGCCUCAUUGUGGGCGUUGCCCUAAGUCGCAUUGGACUAUGGGGGUUCGACUUGUCGGUACAGUUUCUCGUGCAGGAGGGUGUCGAUGAACAUGCACGAGCCCGAUUCUCAUCCACAGAAAUGGCACUGCAGAAUAUCUUCGAACUGUUCUCGUUUGCAACAACCAUUGUCUUCCCGCUUCCGGAGCAGUUCAAGUAUCCAGUGUAUAUCAGCUACGGGGCAAUUGCAAUGGCGGCAGUAUGCUUCGCAGCGUACGUCCGGAAGGAACGAGGGCAUUUGCUGCAUACAUCCAAGUGCUUUGGAGGUGAUAAAUUGCGGUUGUUUGGUGGGGAGGUGCCCACCAGGGACAUACGAUCUAAGGAAGUUCAGGUUCCGAAAGCACGGGGAACAGGCCGAUCAGGGCCCCGCCGCCGCACCGGCUGCUUGACAUGUCGUGCACGUAAAGUCCGCUGCGACGAGGUCAAGCCAACCUGUGCCAAUUGUACUCGACUACGACUGCAAUGCAUCUACAAGACUAUUGUUCCAGGGAUCGCAUCCCGACGGAGCACCCAGAGGGUACCUCAAGUUCCUCAACAGGCUUUCACUAUCGACCCGGCCCCCGCCCAUGUUCCAGAUCGUCUGGAUGUAAACUACUUCGACACAGUUCUGCAGCCUCGUGAGCUGCGUCCUCGCCGGGCAUCGCAUAUGUUGCCUCACCAGAUGACAGACCAUACGCUACCAUCGACAUCGGUUGCAGUUCCUGAUUUUCCAAAUUUUGAUAUGCUCAGCUUUAUUGGCGAGAUUACGUCGGAUUUCGAACAAAAACAUCUCGACCUGACGAACGGGGUGUCGGCGUUUACUCUUACCAGUGACGCACUAUCGCCAACGACAUUGGGGAAUGUUGGAGGUAGUAACUAUAUACUGCAACAGCCGACUUGGACUGUUGAUACAUCCGUCGGGACACUCCCCAGCCCGAGUGACAGUCAAUCAGAUGGGGUACAGAAUAUACCCUCAGGUGAUACAACUAUAUGGCCCGAGACGAGGGAAACUUACGAAGAACAGCUACUGUCUCAUUUUGUGGAGAUAGAUCCGCCGCCUACGCCAUUUGGGUCUAUUUCCCUAGAAUGGAAUUAUGUACGCAGCGUCAUUGUCUCUCUUUCAGCAGAUGCUAGUUACUUGUUAAAUGCGUUGUAUUGUUACUCUGAUAUACGUAAGUCGAUGGAAGAAGGCAAACGGUGGAGAGCGGCCCCGGUGUAUCAUCGCCAGGCGAGCUCGGAGAUCCAGUCUUGUAUCACUGAGAGUAUGGAUGAUUCGCUACUGAAGAGGGCAUUGACGGCGGUUUUCCUGCUUAUGUUGUCGGAGGUAGUGUCAUUUCCAGAGCUAGGGGACUCUAAUACGUCCUUUCUUCAUUCGGCGUAUUUUUUGCUACAGCGUUUCCACCACCGAACCAAGUCAUGGACCGGGUUUGGCCAUUUGAUAGUUUCCUGGAUCUCUUUGUUGGAUGUCAGAGCGCUAAUUGCUGGCCGUGAUGGGGAUCCUCUUGUUGAGCUAGGGAUGCUAGAUCAAGUGGAUACGGCUGAGACAGGCCAAAGAUCGGAGGACGAGCUCCUCUCGAAACCGGGCUAUCUCAUCCACAAUGCCAUUGUUGGCCCCGCAUAUUCCUUCCUAUUCAAGGCUCAACAAGUAAUCCGCCGUAUUGUCUGCCUCGAUAUGCACCACCGCAGACGCGGGACAGUCAGCGAUGAGUUCGAAGUCCUCCAGAUUGCGCACCAGAUCGGUGCCGACCUAGAAGCCCUCUGGAACAAACGCCCACGGGUGCUAGAUAUUUAUGACAAGCCAGAAGAACUAUAUGAUACCCUUCAACCAGCUGUGGCAGACGAAGUCUGCCGCACGUUUCGCCAGUACAUGGCCAAUUUCUUGGCCAUCUUCAUCUAUCUCCACCGAGUGGCUUUCGUGAUCUAUCCGCGGACAGACCGGGUGCAUCGCGCAGUGGACCAAAUCAUCCAGCUGGCCACGGUGGAGUCCGGCAGUGUGAACCAUCGCCUGCCGAUCAGCUUUACCUGGCCGCUAUUUGUGGCCGGGUUGGAAGGCUCACUGGAGCAGCGAGGAUGGAUUAUCCAGGAAAUGCAGCGCAUGGCCGACUUGCCUAGUGACCAUAGGCCCGUGGCACAGCGACAUCCCAACGCGAAAAAGAUACUGUUGUUACUUGAGGAGAUGACCAAGCGCCAGGAUGCGUCUCGAACGUGGGCAGACUCGCGCCUUGUGCGGCGAGAACUCUUCGUAGACCCCUUCGUACUAAUCUAA